Molecule: messenger RNA, 3428 nt
Organism: Salvelinus namaycush (lake trout)
Lineage: Eukaryota; Metazoa; Chordata; Actinopteri; Salmoniformes; Salmonidae
Product: ceramide kinase-like
Exons: 13
Coding region: 1-1701 (566 amino acids)
Molecular function (GO): kinase activity
Source: RefSeq, a predicted model, not a curated record
AUGGAUGUAGAUCUAGUACAUUUGGAGUCCAGUCUAUGGGUUGGUAAGAAACGUUACCGGGCAGCCCUUACCGACUGGCACCUCAACUGGACUGAGCUCGAUAAGAAGAACCGUGAUAAGACCGUUUCAGUACCAGUGUCGGAGGUUGUUGCUGUGGAGGAGGGGCAUGUGGAGGUUCUGCCCCAGAGGUCAGUUUCUGAAGACACAGACAGAGACUUCACAGUGUUCUAUGUGAAGCGUAGCAGCAGCGGUAGUUCCUAUGGGUUGCUAUGGCGCCUGGGCAGGACCCAGUUCAGCUGUCCCAGCAGAGACGUCAGAGACCAGUGGAUGACCCAGCUGAGGAUUGCCCUCAAAACACACAGCCCCUCUCGUCCUCACAGGUUGUUGGUGUUCAUCAACCCGUUCGGAGGAAAGAAACAAGGGAGGCAGAUCUAUCACUCUCUAGUGGCCCCACUGUUUGAGCUGGCAGGGGUCAGCUCUCAUGUUGUAGUGACAGAGCGGGCCAACCAGGCGAGAGACCACAUACUGAAGAAAGACCUGACUGGUUUCGAUGGUGUGGUAUGUGUGGGCGGGGAUGGAAUGUUCAGUGAGCUGCUGCACGGUGUGAUUGGCCGAACACAGCAGGAGGCGGGGCUAUCGGAGCAUGACCCCUCCCUACAGUCAUGUGACCUUCACAUUGGCAUCAUUCCUGCAGGCUCCACAGACUGCGUGUGUUUUGCCACUGUGGGAGUCAACGACCCAGUGACCUCUGCUCUGCACAUUAUCAUUGGAGACUCUCAGCCUCUGGACGUGUGUUCUGUCCACCACCACUCGUCUCUGGUGCGUUACUCUGUGUCUCUGGUAGGAUACGGGUUCUAUGGAGACGUGCUGGCUGAAAGUGAGAGACAUCGCUGGAUGGGGCCUCUCAGAUAUGACUAUUCAGGUGCUAUGGUGUACCUGAGUAACAGGAGCUAUGCAGGCCUAGUUCAGUACCUACCAGCAGACCCCCAGCUCUCCAACCCCAGGGACAACACACGCUGCCUCUCUGGGUGCAGUGUGUGUUCUAAGAGCACAGAGAGACUGUUCCCCCACUCUCCAGAUGCUAGUUCCAACUACAUCUCCCACUUCAGUCAGUUCAGCAGCAACUCAGAGGGUGAUUGGGUGAGUGUAGACGGCCGGUUCAAGGCUGUGUCCCUCACCUGUAUGUCCAGCUCCUGUCCUCGCAGUCCCCUGGGGCUGUCCCCCUCAGCACACCUGGCCGAUGGGACAGGUGACCUCAUCAUUGUACGGGACACACACCCCCUAGGGUUCCUCACCUUCCUACACAGACACACCAGCACACAGGACCAGUUUGACCUGCCCUUCGUGGAUGUCCACCGUGUGAAGGCAGUACGUUUCUCUCUCCCACCCGGAGAAAAGGGGGCUGAGGAUGAAGAGAGGGAGACAGUAAAUGGUGGAGGGAUGGCGGAAGAGGGGGAGAGAACAAGCCAGAGCGGUUCCCAACAUCACCUGGUAGAAAGAGGAGAGGAGCGAGGGAUGGCGAAUGACAGGAAGAAAGACUUGUGUGGCCUGUGCUGCAGUAAGCCUCCUUCAGUGUCUGUGUGGAACUGUGACGGAGAAAUACUUCCUCACACUGAGAUCCUCUGCAGGGUUCAUGGUCAGCUGGUGCGUUUGUAUGCCCGGGGCAUGGAGGACGGAUCAGCCACGCCCACCAGGAAGUGAACUGUGUUAGGGUCCGUUCACACUACUGACUGAGGGAGGCCAUGGUAGGGUCCGUUCACACUACUGACUGAGGGUGGCCGUGGUAGGGUACGUUCACACUACUGACUGAGGGUGGCCGUGGUAGGGUCCGUUCACACUACUGACUGAGGGAGGCCGUGGUAGGGUCCGUUCACACUACUGACUGAGGGUGGCCGUGGUAGGGUACGUUCACACUACUGACUGAGGGUGGCCGUGGUAGGGUCCGUUCACACUACUGACUGAGGGAGGCCGUGGUAGGGUCCGGUCACACUACUGACUGUGGGAGGCCGUAGUAGGGUCCGUUCACACUACUGACUGAGGGAGGCCGUGGGUUCACACUACUGACUGAGGGAGGCCGUGGUAGGGUCCGUUCACACUACUGACUGAGGGAGGCCGUGGUAGGGUCCGUUCACACUACUGACUGAGGGAGGCCAUGGUAGGGUCCGUUCACACUACUGACUGAGGGAGGCCGUGGUAGGGUCCGUUCACACUACUGACUGAGGGAGGCCGUGGGUUCACACUACUGACUGAGGGUGGCCGUGGUAGGGUCCGUUCACACUACUGACUGAGGGAGGCCGUGGGUUCACACUACUGACUGUGGGAGGCCGUAGUAGGGUCCGUUCACACUACUGACUGAGGGAGGCCGUGGGUUCACACUACUGACUGAGGGAGGCCGUGGUAGGGUCCGUUCACACUACUGACUGAGGGAGGCCGUGGGUUCACACUACUGACUGUGCGAGGCCGUAGUAGGGUCCGUUCACACUACUGACUGAGGGAGGUCGUGGUAGGGUCCGUUCACACUACUGACUGAGGGAGGCCGUGGGUUCACACUACUGACUGUGGGAGGCCGUAGUAGGGUCCGUUCACACUACUGACUGAGGGAGGCCGUGGGUUCACACUACUGACUGAGGGAGGCCGUGGUAGGGUCCCGUUCACACUACUGACUGAGGGUGGCCGUGGUAGGAUCCGUUCACACUACUGACUGAGGGUGGCCGUGGUAGGAUCCGUUCACACUACUGACUGAGGGAGGCCGUGGUAGGGUCCGUUCACACUACUGACUGAGGGAGGCCGUGGUAGGGUCCGUUCACACUACUGACUGACGGAGGCCGUGGUAGGGUCCGUUCACACUACUUCCAGAGAAAAAAAAUGCCAGAAAAGAAAACAUGAUUCUAAUCAAUAAUUCUGCCAGCUAGGACCAAUGAAAUGGCUCUCUCUCUGGUGUAGUUUUUUUAUAGAGUGAACGGAGCCUUACUGUGAUACUGAGAUGUAUCACAACUGAAGAAGGCUGUAUUACUGUACGAACCUCAUGUCGGCUCAAUGACAACGUAUCAGUUAGUGGGAUGUCUGUGGAAAUACUUAUUUUUCUGACCUGUGACUAUCAACAGAAUAACCAACAGAGCCUUACAUUUUACAUACCUCAUUUAAUGGCUACUGUAACUAACAGUAGGGUCAUCAUACAAGUUAGUGGGACAAUGGUCAUGAAUGAUGUGUGACUGAACGUAACAAUACCCAAAAGAGCCUUCCAAUUCACUUCAUCUGCUUUCUCUCUUAACCAAAUCAUUCCUGAAUAUUUUGACAAGUCUUUAGAUGGAGGUUUGAGGUAAUUCAAGGAAUGUACACUGAGUGUUCAAAACAUUAAGAACACCUGCACUUUUCAUGACAGGUGAAUCCAGGUGAAAGAUAUGAUCCCUUAUUGAUGUCACUUGUUA